Molecule: messenger RNA, 1305 nt
Organism: Xyrauchen texanus (razorback sucker)
Lineage: Eukaryota; Metazoa; Chordata; Actinopteri; Cypriniformes; Catostomidae
Product: cholecystokinin receptor-like
Exons: 5
Coding region: 1-1305 (434 amino acids)
Biological process (GO): neuropeptide signaling pathway
Cellular component (GO): membrane
Molecular function (GO): gastrin receptor activity; neuropeptide receptor activity
Source: RefSeq, a predicted model, not a curated record
AUGGAUUUACAAAGGUUUAAUGAAACAUCUGGGAUUUGGGCAUGUCUCCAGCUUCAGAACGAGAGUUUGGAGAUUCCCAACGGCACCUGCGGAGACGCGCUUCUGAUUCCAAAGAAGGAACCUCCGCGACCCAAAGAAAUGGAUUCGCUACGCAUUCUUCUGUAUGCUCUCAUUUUCCUGCUGAGUGUGAUUGGUAAUCUGCUCAUCAUCGUGGUUUUGGUCAUGAACAAGCGAAUGCGGACGGUCACCAACUCAUUCCUUCUCUCCCUGGCCAUCAGUGACCUUAUGAUGGUUGUGUUCUGUAUGCCCUUCACUCUUAUACCCAACCUGCUGGAGGAUUUCAUCUUUGGAGCUGCCAUGUGCAAGAUUGUGGCCUAUCUCAUGGGUAUUUCAGUGUGCAUAUCCACUUUUAGUCUAGUGGCUAUAGCCAUUGAGAGGUACAGUGCGAUAUGUAACCCAUUGAAGUCGCGGGCAUGGCAGACCCGUUCCCACGCCUACAAAGUCAUCGCUUUUACCUGGGUUCUGUCCUUACUCAUCAUGACACCCUAUCCUAUCUUCAGCAGUCUAGUCAAGUUCACCAAACCCAACAACAUCACGAUUCACAUGUGUCGCCAUGACUGGCCACAGAACGAGGUUGAGCAAGCAUGGUGCAUCAUGUUGCUAUUUGUUCUAUUUUUUAUUCCUGGAGUUGUGAUGAUCAUCGCCUAUGGGCUUAUUUCCCGAGAGCUCUACCGUGGAAUACAGUUUGAAUUGGAACAGAAAAAGGGACAGUGUGGAAUGAAAAAUGACAUCAGUGCCACUGUCUCAUCUGGUAGCGAUGAUGGAGAUGGCUGCUACAUUCAGGUGUCAAAGAGGCUCAACUCCAUGGAGAUGUCGGCCCUCACCCCAACCAACUCCACAAAGGUGGACCGACCACGCAGUAACACAUCUGAGGCCAAAUUAAUGGCCAAGAAGAGAGUAAUCCGUAUGCUCAUUGUCAUCGUGGCUAUGUUCUUCAUCUGCUGGAUGCCCCUACACUCUGUUAACACCUGGAAAGCUUUUGACCUUCCAUCUGCCCACAGAGCUCUCUCCGGGGCCCCCAUUUCCUUUAUCCACCUGCUGUCCUACACAUCCGCCUGCGUCAACCCCAUCAUCUACUGCUUUAUGAAUAAGCGUUUUCGCAAAGCGCUUCUUGUCACUUUUUCUUGCUGCUGCAGGUCCUGCCGCAGGAGGGCCUUCAGAGAAGGUGAUGAUGAGGUCACUGCGACUGGUGCAUCCAUGUCCAAGUUCAACUAUACCACUGUAAGCACCAUGGGGCCAUGCUGA